GAGAGAGGCUUCAGAACAGGGCGCGCACGCUCCCCCCAAACAAAGAGACUACUCGGGCAUUAUUCCAUCCACAGUGCGAGAGCAGAAACAUCCCCCCUUUCCACUCCAACGAAGCCUAACGAGCAUCCUCUCUUCCACCAAAACAAAUCACCAUGACUGCAAACGGAACCAGUGACAUGCUCAAAAUCCAGUUUGGGCUCAUCAAUUGUGGGAACAAGUAUCUCACAGCCGAGACAUUCGGGUUCAAGAUCAAUGCCUCAGCGACCAGCAUGAAGAAGAAACAGAUUUGGACCCUGGAGCAGAACGGUGAUGACUCCAACAUUUUCUUUCUGAAAAGCCACCUCGGACGGUACAUUGCAGCAGACAAAGAUGGCAACGUCACAGGUGACAGUGAGACCCCGAGUCCUGAUUGUGGGUUUGUUAUCACUGCACAUGAUGAUGGGCGCUGGUCCCUGCAGUCCGAGCCCCACAAGCGUUAUCUGGGAGGCACCGAAGACAGAAUUACCUGCUUUGCUCAAACCAUCUCCAUUGCCGAAAAAUGGAGUGUCCACAUUGCUAUGCAUCCCCAGGUCAACAUCUUCAGCUUGACGAGGAAGAGGUACGCACACCUGAGCUCCAAGCAAGACGAGAUUGCCAUUGACAGAGAUGUUCCUUGGGGCGUCGAUUCCCUGAUCACCUUGGUGUUCCAAGACCAGAGGUAUCACCUGCAGACAUCCGAUAACCGGUUCCUGAAGAAUGAUGGCAGCCUGUCGCUAAAGCCUGACAAGACAACAGGAUACACGUUGGAGUUCAGGUCUGGGAAGGUGGCGUUCAGAGACUGUGGUGGUAAAUACCUCGCUCCCUCUGGUCCCAGUGGAACCAUGAAGUCCGGCAAGAGCUCCAAGGUUGGGAAAGACGAGCUUUUUGUCCUGGAGCAGAGCCAUCCUCAAGUGGUGCUUACUGCAGGCAAUGAGAGGAACGUAUCUACAAGACAAGGCAUGGAUCUCUCUGCCAACCAGGACGAGGAGGGUGACCAGGAGACCUUUCAGAUGGAGAUCAGCAAGGACACCAAGAAGUGUGCUUUCAGGACCUGCACUGGGAAGUACUGGACCCUCACUGCCAAUGGCGGCCUCCAAUGCACCGCCUCCACCAAGACUGCAAAUUGCUAUUUCGACAUCGAAUGGCGUGAGAAGAGAAUUACUCUCCGUGCUGCCAAUGGAAAAUAUGUUGCAGCCAAGAAGAAUGGGCAGUUGGCAGCCACUAUCGACUCUGCAGGAGAGACUGAGGAGUUCCUCAUGAAGCUCAUCAACAGGCCAAUCAUUGUCCUGCGUGGGGAGCAUGGCUUCAUCGGCUGCAGGAAGGUGACCGGGACCCUGGACUCCAACCGCUCCUCAUACGAUGUCUUUGGACUGACGUUUCGGGAUGGCGCCUACAGCCUCCAAGAUUCCACUGGAAAAUACUGGAUGGUGGGGAGUGAGACUUCAGUGGUCAGCAGCAGUGACACCCCUGUUGACUUCCUGUUAGAGUUCUGCGAUUACAACAAGGUGGCCCUCAAGGCCAUGGCUGAGGGCAAAUACCUGCGGGGCGAUCACGCCGGAGUCCUGAAGGCCAACGCUGACGACUUGGACAGUUCCACCAUGUGGGAGUACUAGAAGCACUUAAAUUAACCACUGUGGCUUUUGUGUGUUUUUUUUUAUUUUUUAUAAUUUUCCUUCUGUUUUUUGCAUUUUAAAAACAUUUUUUUCCUCUCAAAGAACGUGCACACAGAGGGUUUGAUUGGUGGAGAAGUGAUGCUGAGGGUAUACCUGGCGCUGUUCUUAGUGAGACGUCUUAAAAGGACUGGUUUAAUUUCAAGAUGGAGGCCCACAUGUAUUCCAGCGUCCCUGGGAUGAGUCUGCUCUGCCAAAUUCAGAUUUGUCUGUCUGAAGCCCAUGCAAUUCUCACAGAGCUGUCCAUUAGUCAGCCUGCUUUGAUCAAAAGCCAAAAAAUCUCCCAGCGCUAGUCUCCCGAUGUGCCAGUUGUUCACUUUCUCAGUGUUCACUUUCACAGCAUCUAAAUUGGGUGGGGGGAGGGAGGGAGGGAGGGGGGCGGGGCACAGUGUCCAAAACUGCUGCUUAACUAGAGAUACAUUUUGUAUCUCUGUAUCAUGCGUUUCCCAAUACAUUUAGAUAAAAUGGAGGCACCAGGUUCUGAUCCUGGAUCUGUUGUAGGUUGUAGGGGUGAUGGCUCAGAGUAAAAGAGUGUGAUCCAGCAGAGGUGCCCCUCAAAAGGCUGAGCACACACUCUCCGCCAUAUGUACAGUGUAUGCUGAAAAGCUGAUAUUCAACAAAAGGGAGAAUACAUUACCCACUAUCCUGUUCCAUAACCUCAUCUCACCGGGAGGCCUAAAGUUUAAAGUAGUGUCUGUAUAUAGCACAGUAGUCUCAAAAGAUGCCUUCUCUCCCUCGCCCUGUCCUGAUGCCAAUCCUUGUCGUACGACCCCCUCCCCAUGGUCCAGAUCUGUUCGCACAUGCCCAGAUCGUUGCUGGCCAGAUACAGUGGUAACUGUUUGAAUGUUUGUAGAAAAUGUGAUUAUUUUUUUUUUUUUUUUUUUCUGUCUUCGCCAUUAAUUAAUCUAGAUAAUGAAGUUAAUCUCCCAAAACCACUGGAAGUGAUGAUGUAUGAAGAAUGGUCAACAUGCUGACCAGCUUAAAAAACUUUGUUCUCUGAUUGGGAGAUUGAAAUGUGCUAAUAUCUAAUUAAGAAUGAACUGGAUGUUAUUGUUUGUGCCAUUAUAGCUAUUGUUGAUUAAGAGGGGAAAAGGUAAACUGGAACAUCUCUCAAAAACCAUCUCAAUGACUGAGCAGAGCAGAAGACGCUAGUGUUCCAAAAGAACCCUGCAACAAACUAAGUGGAAGUCACUCUACCAUUGUGUGCUCUGUAGUUGUGGGUGUCACAUUACUUGUAUUCUUCCGAAGUUAUGUUGUUGCAGGUUCAACACAAUAUUUAUGGUUAAUCAAAAAGAAGCCCACCAUCCUUCAUGACCCAUACCAUGAAGGUCGUGAAGGAGUGGCGUGUAUGUGUCUCACAUCACACACAUUAUUUUUUUUAAAGGCAUGUGUCUACCUGGAAUGUGCACUUCAUUCACUUGAAAUAAUCUCAGAACCUUUUUAUUCCUGUUUUCUCAAAGGCACAGACCAUUAUCAUGGUUUCAAUUGCAUAAUCGUUACUCGCUGUUAUCCAAGUUGUAAAUAGUAAUCCUUUGGGGGGGAAAAGAGAAAAAUGAGGCAAACUGAUUAAUCAUCUCAACUUGCGUGAUCGCAUACCACUACCGUCCAUUGCAGGGCGAGAAAGCUGAUUGUUCUGUCUCAGCUUAUGAAGUCAAUCGUUCACAACUGGAAACAAAAGGAGGUCUCAUCUUUUCCCACCCUCACAGCUGGUGAGGGUAAGUUAGUGUACUGCAUGACAAACAAGGGCCCAGCACUGCCUUAGUUUUCACUAAUCAGCAAAACUAACCUCAUGGGUGCCACGACUGCAAAAAACAAACAAACAAACAAAAAAGCACCCCCAAGAUUCCACACAAGUCGUUGAAAACUGGUGCUUAUCUCUUUUUUUACAAAUGCCAUCAUUAUACCAUUACGGAAGACGCAGCAGUAAUCUAAAUGUGAUUGCUGCCUGCUUAGAGCUUUAUCUGAGCACAAGACUGAUUUAUUAACCUGCAAUUUGAAUAAUGGAAGGAAAUCAAUAAGGAUGCGAGAUUUCUGUUUUGUUGUUCUUUGGAAAGAAGGGUAUGAUGAUGACUGUGCCUAUGUAUACAGUAUGGUCAUUAAACAUUCCACAUCUCUACUUUGUAAAAGUAUUUCCUUAUUUUUUUCUAUUAUUUUGAUAUUGUGGUCAUUUUUUUCCUUGUGCCAUGGAUACAACUGAGAUUCAAUAUGAAAUAAAGUAAAACAUUUGAAUAUGAA
Messenger RNA from Alosa sapidissima (American shad), 3923 nucleotides. RefSeq names its product fascin actin-bundling protein 1a (gene fscn1a). Gene Ontology annotation, cellular component: lamellipodium; cytoplasm; microvillus. Gene Ontology annotation, biological process: cell migration; actin filament bundle assembly; establishment or maintenance of cell polarity. The coding region runs from base 153 to 1631 and encodes 492 amino acids. The transcript is spliced from 5 exons. The record is from RefSeq and is a predicted model, not a curated record. NCBI's taxonomy places the organism in Eukaryota, Metazoa, Chordata, Actinopteri, Clupeiformes, Clupeidae. Gene Ontology annotation, molecular function: protein-macromolecule adaptor activity; actin filament binding.